Molecule: messenger RNA, 1984 nt
Organism: Cyprinus carpio (common carp)
Lineage: Eukaryota; Metazoa; Chordata; Actinopteri; Cypriniformes; Cyprinidae
Biological process (GO): regulation of apoptotic process
Source: RefSeq, a predicted model, not a curated record
UAGCAGUGCCGCUUGCGUUUAUUGAAGAUGAAGCACAUAUUUAAGACUUAAACCUUUUGCUGUUGUUGUUGUUGUUCGCAUGACAUUAAAAGCUGCGGUUAACCAGAAUGACAUAAUGCACUUUGGGGAAUUCUUGUCUGGAAAUUACAUUCUUAACGCGCAUGCGCAUUUACUCCUACGUAUAUCAAUGGAAGCAGUGUUUCGUUUUCAGAUGCCACCAGAACUACUUUACCUUGUGGUGUUAUUAUUACUAGUAAUAGAUGGACAGCACGGUUGUUAUAUCGCCUGAUAAACAAUUACAGCGCUAUUUUGGCUCCCUAAGUAAGUGUAUGACUGGGUAUUUGGUUGAAAGGAUGUCCAGCUGUUUGUCUCGAUCCCAUACAAUCACGGCGUACGAAGCACAGAUUAUCACAUCCCAGCCCACGGACAUGCAGAAAGCCUCCAGGCUGAUGCAGAUUGUCAUUAAAAAAGGUCAAAGUGCUUGCAGUUCGUUCCUCGCAUGCCUUGGAAUUUGUGACCCGGUGUUGUAUGAGAAUGUUACUGGAUUCCCAGCACAAUUUAAUGAAGAGGACCAUCAACAUGUAGAGCAAGUUCCUCUCUCAGAAAAAUUGCAAUUUACACCUUGUAUUAUAAACAUAAAAAACUCUUCCCUGACCAACUGUAUUAUUGGGAACAACAAUCGCCAAUGCAUUACCUGUGACCAGCAUUCUUUGCUCGCUCAGAAUGAUGCAAGUGAUGUGAAUGAAAUGCCGGAUAUUCAGAGCAGUGAUCAACUGAUCCCGGUGCAGGACACAAUAAGUGUCAACAGCGUUCACAUGGAGAGAUCCAACAUAGAGUAUGUUAUUAUAGGUGACCAUAACAGUAUGACAGUCACUGAGAACUCGGAGGCUGAGGAGGAUACGGAGACUGAGCCAGAAGUGAUUGGUUAACAGACUCACAGUUUUGGAGAGCUGCAGAUUGUCACCUCACCUUACCGGGCCUGACCUAUAAUUGGACACUGAAAGCAUAAUAUAUGCUUUAAACUGACCAGUGCUCAGGUCCUCAGCAGGUGCUGCCAAACGCACUGAAACAUUAUCCUUUAUCGUGGAUUUUUCUAAACCUGUGUGCCUUGAGGUGGCAAUGAUAUUUGAUACUGCCUUGAUUGUUACUGAACAUGACUGCUACUGACUGUUUCUCAUGUUUUAAUGGGUACACACAUAUUUAUUUGUUCAACAGAAAUGUAUGAAAGCAAAUAUGUUGACAGACAUUGCAAACAUUGCAAGUCUUUUAUAAGCUUAAGCUUUCUGUAAUGAUACGUAAGUAUUGUUUACAGUCUAAUGUCUUUCAGUAAUAUUUGUAUAUGUAACUUAACUUAAUAUCUAUUGAUAUUAAUUGUGACAGAUACUCCUGAUGUUUCAGUAAAUAUUCUCUGAUAGCAUCUCAGUGUAUCCCUUUAUUACUUUUUUUUGAAUUUCUAAUAAUUUUAUGUAUGUUGCUAAGUGAUAUGACAUGUAAGGUCAUGUCAUACAAUCAUUUUAUGUAUACUGAAGAAGGAAUGUAGCACACAUUUAUGAUUCUGGAGUAAUAUUUUGAAAUAUUUCUUUGAAAAUUUGAAAUUAAACCAAUUAGAGUGCUCUCUCAGCUGGUGUAACUGUCUAGACUAAAAUAUUACAAAAUUUAGUGUCUUUACUUUAAAUAAGUACCAAUUUGCAUUAUAUAACUGGGCCACCUAUCUUGGCCAGGACAUUCCUGUAAAUGAGAUUUUUAAUCUCAGUGAGGUUCUUUCCUGGUUAAGUAAAGGCUUAAUUAAUAUCUUCUUAAAAUAUUUAUAUAACUCAUAGCAGUGGAGAGAAAUCACAGACAUUAAAAGCCUUGUCCAAGGAGGUCUGCGAUCUAAAUAAAUGUCCUUUUUAUGAUAUUUAAUUCAUAGCAGAGUAUGUUCAUUUAGACAUGUAUUUUUAGACAUUUUCUGUGUUUUAAAUUACCUUUGCAAAUUAAAAAAUAU